AUGAGAGCGUCUGAGAGUGAGUAUGAGAGAGAGUAUGAGAGCGAGUACGAGAGCGAGUACGAGAGCGAGUACGAGAGCGAGUACGAGAGAGAGUACGAGAGAGAGUACGAGAGAGAGUACGAGAGAGAGUACGAGAGAGAGUACGAGAGAGAGUACGAGAGAGAGUACGAGAGAGAAAAGUACGAGAGAGAGUACGAGAGAGAGUACGAGAGAGAGUACGAGAGAGAGUACGAGAAAGAGUACGAGAAAGAGUACGAGAAAGAGUACGAGAGAGAGUACGGGAGAGAGUACGAGAGAGAGUACGAGAGAGAGUACGAGAGAGAGUACGAGAGAGAGUACGAGAGAGAGUACGAGAGAGAGUACGAGAGCGAGUAA
Molecule: messenger RNA, 375 nt
Organism: Knipowitschia caucasica
Lineage: Eukaryota; Metazoa; Chordata; Actinopteri; Gobiiformes; Gobiidae
Source: the annotation of a GenBank genome assembly